Messenger RNA from Pisolithus orientalis, 9286 nucleotides. RefSeq lists its product as uncharacterized. The record is from RefSeq and is a predicted model, not a curated record. Gene Ontology annotation, molecular function: protein serine/threonine kinase activity; protein binding. The coding region runs from base 43 to 9030 and encodes 2995 amino acids. NCBI's taxonomy places the organism in Eukaryota, Fungi, Basidiomycota, Agaricomycetes, Boletales, Pisolithaceae. Gene Ontology annotation, biological process: DNA repair. The transcript has 16 exons.
CUCACAUGCCACUUGUAAUUGUCCUUGUCUUUCCAAGAUUCCAUGUCGAACCUAAAGACGGUGGUGGACCGUCUCAGGAGUGAAAAGGUCAAGGAAAGGCAGGAAGGGAUAGCAGCGCUACGCUCCACUUUUGCUCGCGAAGACGCGGUCUACAGCAUCGAGGAUGGACGCGGCUGGUUGGUGUUGUACCAGGCUCUGUUCACCACGGUCAAAGUCGAAAAGUUAGACACGGCCAAAAAGGCGGGGAAGGCGGGGACGGCGGCCGCUGCCGCGGUCCGAUGGCUUGUCGAAAGGAGCGUACGGUGCCUCAGCAAGAGGGCACUAACGCCGCUUCUCGAACACCUCACGCAAAUGCUCGUACAUCGUCAUGAAUUGUUCUCGCCGAUAGCCUUGGACUAUCUCAAGACGAUCAGGGUACUGCUCUCGUGGACACCUCACAUGGACCAUGUCAACUUGGAAACCUGGCUGAAACUAGUGGAGAUCUGCUUCAACGUCGUCCUGAACGAACCGAUGGACAAGGAGCUUGUGCCUUCUGAAGAAGACAAUUCGUCUGGGGAGAAUUCAAUGUAUCAAAGUGACAGUAACGACGAUGAUGCAGGUAGUUCGUCUACUCCAGCCCAAACACGAAAGAGGCAUCUCGCAGAGCGUGCCACGCCAGGUUCAACUGACAGCUCGCAUCGUUUCCGGCGGUCUGCACGACGUACCGUUUCCCUCGAGCAAGUCGAAUGUACGGCUCUCCUCGCACUUCUCUUCCGUCAUCCUGCCGCACCGUUCCUGGCCACAGUUGACAGGAGUGACCCCGACAGGAAAGGAAACCUCAUACCGGUACUCAUCGCGUCCGCCUUAUUCAAACGCAUGAAACGAUUCUUGGAAUGUUACCCCACCGACACAUCGCUCCAUCACGACUAUCUUCUUGCUCUACGAUCAUUUCUCUCCCAAGUAUCCCUUAAUUGCAAAGACGAGGUUGACGACUUGGCCCGCUCUUCGUGGGAUGCAUUGGUAGGCAAACAACUCAAGGAAAGUCUCGUUGGGAUUUUUCGGAUCUUGUUCCCCUUCAUUACUGUAGCCCAAAGCGCACCAUCAUAUGGAUGGGCAGAUGCAGUCCAGAACCUCCUGGUCCUUCUAAAUGGAGAAGCAGAGAGCAAGUGGGGCGUAGACGGCCUUUUUAUCGAUUCGCUCAGGUUGGAUGUUUCUCCUGCCGAAGUCGGCGCUGGAGAGAUUUUUGUCUCGCAUACAUUCAGAGCUGGCUGGAACUUCGAUACCAACCAAGCUCUAGCUUGGACUCUAUUAGAGCUUCAAGCAGACUGCAUCGAGAAGUUAUUUAAACACUCAGAGUCAGUCCAUGUUGGUACACCAUCAUUCUCGUCCACCACAAAGCGGAUGAAACGGGAAGACCCAAUAUGUGCCUUGCUGCAGUCGAUACGAUCUACGUCUACAACUAACGUUCGCGUUUACAAUUUACAAAUUCUACUCUUCCUUAUCGAUCGGCACUGGGCCGAGUUCCACAACGCACUCCAGAAUGAUAUCAUCAAUGUACUUCUGCAAUUGAUCUCAGUUGACGACGUGUCGAUUCAGUCUUGGAUCUUUCUGUCUCUUGCAGCCGUCGCACGCUGGGACGGCGAGGACGGUGUCUGCCAUUCGGGAACUGUUUCUGCUACUGCUGUCCGCACUGACCGGCGCGGUCCUACGACCUGGGAUCCAAUCUGGACACAUGCCGUGCGUCGUGCUAACGUGCCCGUGGUCUGUAGGGCAGCGUUCGGGCAUGCGAAGCACCUUCUUACGUCACACCGAGUUCUCGCUGAGAUCGAGACAUUCGCAAAAGAUCUCGACCUUCAAGGCCCCAACUUUCCUUAUGAUGCCGUCUGCAUGUUUUUGGCACAGUGUUUGCGCGUAGCAAGUCAGGAUGUCCGGUUAUAUCGCAUGCAACUGGAGGAGAAGGUUUUGAGCUGGCUACUGGAUAACUGGGCGAUAGGGGUUGUGACCAGCAAUGUUAGCGGGAAAGCCCGUCUACCACCGCAUACGAUCAAUGAUUUUCUCAAUUUGUUGGGCAGCAUAUGCGGUUACAGGCAGCACACAGAUCUGAUCUGUGCCUCGCCGCUGCCGGACUGCGAAAUUGCGGAGGUUAUGGAAGAACAACGCAAGACUAAAAUCAUCCGGGAUUACUUGCUAUUUGCUAAACUUCCUCAAGUUCCCCAUUGUAAGGGCACGGUUGAGGAUGUGGCUUUGGUUUCCUCGGAUGAGUUGCUUUCCUCGAGGUUGGAUCAAGAACCUGUUUCCCCCCGUGGACGUGAACGGCGUGUUUCCAUCUUUCUGCACAAAGCCAUAGAAUCUUUGGUGGUGGGAUGGGAAGUUGCUAAGGUUAAUAAUUUUACUCAUGCUGCCGCCGAGGAGAUCCGACAGUCACUUGACGUUGCCAUCACUGCUAUCAUCUUUGACUCGUUGCAAGCUUCAAACGGAACACGGAGCAAUCGUCGGGUUGUACAGUUGGCGGGGAAAGUUGUAGUGCUUCUCGCGCCUCUUUUAACUGACUCUCGAUGGACCGCUGAAGAAAGACUCCUCAUUUUGAAGGCGUUUGAUCCGCUUAUUCUUGACGGUGAUUCAGGAAAUGACGAAGAGUGGGAGGCGAUGGUUGUUCCAAGCGUCGACUCUGGGAUUAGAUCGCAUAUUUUAAAUGCUCUCAGAGCACGCCUGUCUUGUGAUGUGCGAUCCCGUGUGCAGCGCCGGAGUCUCCAGCGCAUGAUUUGGAGAAACGCAGACAUCCAAGAUGAUUUUGCGGUCGUAUUUCAAAGCCUCAACCAGUUGCUUUGUGUCCUUAUAGACCAAGUACCCCACGACGAGGACUCGAACGCUGAUGAAGAAGGGGAUCGUUUUGAACCAAUCAGGACUGCUCGUGCCGCUAUGCCGGCGGAUGAUGGUUUGCAGGAUCACUCCUUGGCCGUUCGGCGCUUGGUGGAGAUAUGCGUUAUUUUCCUUUCCGUCGUUCCUGCGCUGCAAAAUCCAGUGGGUGAAGUGACCCACAACAAGGAACUCGUUAAAGUGAUGACCGACUGUUCUGAAGAGAAGUUACUGGUUCUAGGGCCUCCCCUGUUGACGGUCGUAUGCAAGAGGUUACUAAACCUCAAUGCCCAUAUCUUGGAUACCCUAUUGGGCAAAUGCGCUGAUCUCCUGCAGCGUUAUUCCCAUGCCUUCAAUGCACAGUUCCAUCUCCUAGUCACUGACCUGCUGAAAUGUACCAUGCACAUCUGGUUGGAGAAGAAGGUCGCCGGUUCUGCAUUGGGUGACCACGUUCUGGAUCUUUGUGCUUGGAUUUCAGGCAUCGCGAGGAAGAAAGUAACAUUCUGGAAGGUCCGUGAUUUGGUCGUCCAGUUCACGGCAAUGCUGCUCGCGGAGGAUCCUUCUCAGUCAUUCUGGCCUGCGGAAGAUGGGGAAGAAUCUGUCAGUCGACCGUUGCACAUUUUGUUGGCAUUGAAUGCCGAUGAGGAUAUUCGGACGGCUAACUUAUUUGCCCUGCGCGAGGAUGAUGGUACUCGGGACUUUGGGAACCUUGACUCGUUUUAUACCAGCGUUCAUGAGUCGCUCCCCAGGGAUCUUGCCAAACGCGAGUACAUGUUCACAAGGUCCCUGUGUUUGGGGAACAUUAUGAUCGCUAGUUCAUACGUGCGUCGCGGUCCGUACUGGCACCUUCUAGAAGUCGCUUUCCAUAGCCCUAGUUAUGCACGUCACAUCCAAGUCGUACUCAACGGUGUAUCCAUGAGGCUUGGAUUGUCCGACUCGCACGAACUCUUCGAGGCUUAUGCAUCUCAGAUUGCGUUCUCUAUACGACAAAACUUCUACGACGUCUUGCGCCUACCCCCCAGUCUACUGGGCUAUGACAACAGAAGAGCUUGUGCAGAAGCAGCGUUUCGCUUAUGUACGCCUGCGAACCUGAUGGUGGACGGCGGUUCAGAUGCUGUGGCCCAUGGACGGACGCUGUUCAAUAACCAUUGCACUGCUAUUCAAAAGACAGUUCACGAAGGCCUCCUCACGUGCGUCGGAGACCUUAUAGGCCUGCAACUCGUUUGUUUCAUGGAUCGUCCUCUGGGGAAUAGUGGCUCUGUAACGCAACAGCUACGAGAGGUCCUUACGUCAAUUGGCUUGAACUUCCCAUCUCAGGAAGCCUUCGUGGAAUGCGUGAGAGAGAACGUUGCGGGCAUUGCUGUCGCUAUCGUUCGCUCACUCGGCGACCAAGACUUUUCGGAACGGGGUGCCAUAGUCACUGCACUUCGUAAAGUCACCUCCACUGAUACCACGGGUACAUUUUUAUCUCUCAACCAGUAUCGCCAAAUAGGCGAUUUCAGGUACCAUCCCCCGAACCUUCCCCGUUUCGGCACUGGCACGGUCCUGCGAGCCUUGCAGUGGUGCAUAUCGUCUUCAAAGCGGGAGGAUGCGGCCGCCAUAUCUUUCCACGUUCUCCACCAGCUCUUUUCUGAGUUGCAUUUGACCCCGUUCGUGAAUGAACAGCAUCGCUUACUCAAUGGGAUCGCCCUGUUGGUGUCGGUUCGUCAUUGUGACUUCGGUGACCCGACGCUCUUGCACACGUUUGUUCAGAAGUCGAGUCUUCUGCUCGCGCAAUCCGACUUAAUUACAGCUGGCCAGUCCUUCCUUGAGUGGGGCUUCUCUAUCUUUCGGAAAACACACCAGGUUGACCAAAGACUGCCUAAUAUUCUCGCUCAUGUUUGUGCGUUGGUUGGUGAUCUCCAGUCUGCUUCGACGUCGGCGUCGGCAACGGCUGGAAAACUUCGUAGUUGGCUCGAUGAGCAGGCGCUAUCGCUAUCUCAGGACCAGAAGAUCAGGCCCAUCGUUCUCAAAGCCCUACCAGUGUGGUCUCAUGAGCCUUCUUCGGAGCUCUCAGCACUAGUUGAAGACCUCAGUGCUGACGACCUUUCAGCCACCCUUAGUGAUCACCGCAUCACCUCUAAUAAAUUCCGGCUUUGCGGAUUUUCCACUAGUGAUUUUUGGCGACUAAAGGACAACAUUCCGCCCAAAGGACGGCUGUCCCGUGGCGAUAUUGAUGCUUUCGCGUCCUUGCUUAUUGCCAAUGCUGGCAACAUCUAUAGCUUUAGAAGUGAGCCUGCGUUCCCGCAGACCCUCCGGGCCAGACAUUGCAGGGGUACGAAACGUCAAGAGGAUGAGAAGACAGAACCUGCACCACAGCAUGCUAUCUUGCAAACCUUACUUGCGAUGUUGGACGAUGGCGAUCCAUCAGAAGUAAACUUGGUUUACCUCGCCCUGAGGUCCCUGAUAUCUGUUGCAUCUCCUGGUAUUCUUUCGUUUCAACUCUGGCCUACUGAAUAUCGCACACCAAUUGAAUACUUCCAACGUUUUCCCGUACCGCCGUCCAACGCCCGGCAAGCUCGUACCAUUGAUCAGUUGGACGCCAUAUGGCCACAGAACGCCGACUUUCCUCAGUGGAUAUGCUCUGUGACUACCUUGUUGGCUGAUAUCCUCGCAUCCAAGGAUAAUUUCUAUGCUCAGCUAGUUCCGCUAUUGCAAAGGAACACCCUUUUCGCCGAGGAGGUCCUUCCUGUUCUCGUCCACACAUUACUUCAGGCGGAAAGAGCUCGAGCUAUUGAGGUUUCUGCCAGGAAGGGGCUAUCGGACUAUUUCACGAAUGUCCUCCGGACUGAGGAAGUCAAUCGCCUUUGCUUGCGUGCCAUCGUCGAUGUCAUCCUUCAUUUGCGUAAUUUCGAACCUUCCAACUCCACAGACCAAUUAGCGCAUGAUAAAUGGCUCGACGUCGAUUUCCAUCUUCUUGCUAGGAGCGCCGUCACUUGCGGUUCAUACACUACUGCGCUGUUAUUCUUAGAACUGGCGUGCGAGUACCAGCAGCUCAACAUGGAUGCCACUGGAGGCGUCGAGCACUUGCUCUUCGAUAUAUACAGUCACAUAGACGAACCCGAUGGCUUCUACGGCAUCAAAACCACGGACCUCCGCCAUUUCCUGAUCAAAAGAUUCCACCACGAAAAGCAAUGGGAGAAAGCAUUUCGUUUCCACGGCGCUGCCCUUGAAGCUGAUAAUCACGGGUCGAUCGACGCAGAUGGUCUACUACAGUCGUUCCAUGCUUUUGGAUUUGACCAUCUUGCGCUCCGUGCUCUCCAAAGUUCUCAGGGUGGCAUUGAUUCUGAUGUGGGGUCUUCGACUAUGUCGUAUCAGCUUGGGUGGCGAACGGAGACUUGGGACCUCCCUGAUAGUGGACAACAGCAUUCCAGCACUACAUUGUACCGUGCUCUGAGAGCCGUUCACCGUGAAAGAAACCAUAAGGUGGUUGACGCCACAAUCAAUCAAGCGCUUUGUGACAUGAUGGAGCGCCUGCUUACCCUCGGUAACGAGGAUAUCACAGAGAUCCGCGAAGUUGGCCGAAACUUCAUGUGCCUUAGCCAGAUAACCCGGUGGAGAAGCGGUAAGCUCCAGGAAUACCUCGAUUCCAAAACUUCGGAUGCGCGAGCAUUCUCUCAUCUGGUAGACAUCGAUCCGGAUUUCGAAUUUUUGGAUCUUGAACGAAUACUCGCCACGAGGCUUUCUUUGGUUCGCUCGGUAAGGCAAAAGGAAGAGCGGGAACAAAUUGGGGAGCUUAUCAGUCCGUUCACUCGGACUCUCAUCGAUGUGGAAAAGCGCUGCCUUGUCCGACUUUCUGUAGCUGCUAGGAAAUCCAAUCAGCUCCAGGUCGCAUUAAACUCAAUCAUGAAGGCCCAGCAACUAGAAAAGACCCCCUCCUACGAGAUUUCGCAGGAAUUUGCCAAUGUUCUGUGGUUACAGAGAGAGCAGAAACUCGCUGUCCAAUUCCUGAAGGAUCUUCUCAGCCAGAAAAAGGCAGAGCCUGGUUCUAAACCUACAAUUGAGGAAGCGAUGACCAUGGCUCGUCUUGGCUCUUGGAUCUCGGAGGCAUGUAUGGAGAAACCGACGGACAUCAAGCAGAACUUAUUUGACGCGGCUGUUCAGGUCGCAGCCUGUGCAGAAAAACGGAUGCCAACACGCAGCGACUCAUGCGCGAGUAUUUACCACAAGUGCGCUCAAUUCGCUGAGCGUCAGUACCAUGCCAUUCUCAAGUCACCCGAUGGCGUGCGAUGGAAGGUUUAUGUGGAUAGAAAAAGACAGGAGAUCAAGCAGAUGGAGACUCAGCUCCGGGGAACACAAAUGAGUAGUCAUGAUUAUGGUGUUCUCGUCCACGAACAGACAAAAGCACGAGCACUCCUGGCAGAGGAUGAAGAUGCAUACGAACGGCACAACGGAGCUCUGGUAACAUUCCUCGAGUCAGCUAUUGACAUGUAUUCACGCUGCCUGGCUGCGUCCGAUGGAUUCGACGACGAUGUCCCAAUCCGCUUCAGCUCCCUUUGGUUCGCCAGUUUCGAUGACGAACGCUUACAGAAAGGGAUAAUGGCUGCAGUAGAUCGCAUUCCCUCAAGAAAAUUUGUGUUCCUAUCCCACCAAUUAUCUGCUCGCAUAUCACGUCCUAUACAUGGCGAAAUGCCGAAAAGCCAACAGAUUCUGCAGCGUUUGGUCCUCCGCAUGUGCCAAGAGCACCCCUUCCAUAGUCUCUAUCAGGUGUAUUGCAUACGUCCAGAAGGCUCCGUUCAGUCCGGGAGUAUGAGGAGAACAUCCUCACGACUAGAGUCUCCCACCUCCCAAACUGAUCGAGGAUUGGCUGCUUCCCACAUCUUCGAUGUCCUUCUCGCUGAUCCCAACCACUCUGCGAGAACCAAAGCUAUUGAACAAGUCUGUAAUGCAUCCUUGCAGUGGGCCAAAUAUCCCAUCAAGGAGCUCACGGGUAAGAAGACCAACAUCAUUCUCAAUGUUCCUGAAGGCCUGCUCAUCCGUCAACUCCGCAACAUUCAUGUCCCUGUAUUAACGUCUCACCCGCCCAUUGAUCCUACACUUAGGUACGACAAUUGUGUCUGGAUUAGCCACUACGACAAAACUUUCCAACCCGCCGGCGGAGUUAACAUGCCGAAAAUUAAUACAUGUUACGGUACUGACGGACAGAGAUUCAAACAGUUGUUCAAGGGGGAAGGAAACGACGACCUUCGCCAAGAUGCUGUCAUGGAGCAAGUUUUUGACCUGGUUAAUACCGUUCUGCGACAUGACAGGGAGACAAAACGCCGGGACCUGAAAGUACGGGGGUACACGGUUUUGCCUUUGGCACCUCAAGCUGGCGUCAUAGAGUUUGUGGGCAAUACCAGCCCCCUUGCUUCUUGGCUGCAACCUGCACAUAAAAGGUAUCGACCGAAUGACAUGGAUCACCAUCAGGCCACGCGGUAUCUCAGUCAGACGCGAGAGAAGUACAAAGGAAAGACAGAAGCCUUAGUGGCAGCCUUCAGUGAGAUUUGUCGACGCAUACAGCCUGUCAUGAGACAUUACUUCCCUGAGAAAUCCAAAACUCCUAUUGCAUGGUUCGCAAUGCGGCUCAACUACACGCGAAGUGUGGCAACCACUUCUAUCGUGGGACACGUAUUGGGUCUGGGAGAUCGACACAUCUCAAACAUUUUGUUAGACAACAGAUCUGGAGAAGUUGUCCACAUCGAUCUUGGUAUAGCCUUCGACCAGGGAAAGCGUUUGCCUGUCCCAGAACGCGUUCCGUUUCGCAUGACCCGUGACAUGGUGGAUGGUAUGGGUUAUUCUGGGACGCAAGGAGUCUUCCAGCGCUGUGCAGAGGAGACCCUCCGCGUACUUCGUGAGCAGUCAGACGUCGUCAUGACCGUCCUCGAAGUCUUCAAGCACGAUCCCCUGCAUUCAUGGACCGCGAGCGAACUCAAAUUGAAGAAGAUUCAAGAGAGCGCAGUGGGACCUCCGCAGCAACUCAAUCCCCUUGCGGAGCGACCCGACUUCGAUAUGAAGAGUGGGUCGGCGGAGGCUGCAGAACGUGCUCUGGGUUCAGUUGCACGCAAACUUGACAAGUCGCUUAGCGUAGAGUGUACCGUCAACGAGCUUAUCGCGGAGGCCACAGACGUUGUGAACUUGGCGACUAUUUAUUAUGGCUGGAGUCCGGACUUGUAGGGUUCUCUCUAUCCAGUAGCAACUAGCAUUUUGUCAUGAUACAGGAUUCAGUUUCCUUCCGCGUUGCACUUCCUGCACUUCCUUUUUUUUCCCCACCAUCAGUGGGUACAAUAUAUCAUAGCAAACCCUCAGCGGAUCGAUUACGAACAAAUCCAUCCGCUAUUACCUGUGAUGACCCGCAUUGCCAUGUAGCCCAUACACUUCCAUAACAUUGACUGUCCACGAUUUGAAUGCUUACGGUUGGCCUGUGCUGCCG